GAUCAUUUUAGCUUAAAUCAUCAUUUUUCUUUUGAUGUGUUGGUAAAAAGGGUCUCUUGAUCACCAUUAAUUAUGAUUUAUGUAUAUGAACUGAGUUAUGGCCUUAUGUGGUGGAAGUUUUUUGUCUUUUCUUCUUUAAUAUAUGAUCAUUCAACUGAAAUUAUUGUUUGGUGUUUAAUAAGAUGAUUGAAAAGUGAAAACCAUUAGGGGCCAUGAGGGUCUGAAAAUCUUCUGAAAUUCUGAUGAUCUUUAUUUUAAUUCUCCUUUUUUUAUUUUAUUUAUUUUUUAUUCAUGCAAUUUUAUAUAUCUUGAUCUUUUUCUUUAUUUUCCCCUUUUUUGAGCACCUUUUUUUUGCAGAAAUUUCUGUUGAAUUUGGAUUUGCAAAAUGACAAGGACCAGCAGAGGAGGGCUAUGAAGACUGUCUCUAGUCUUUCAGGAAUUGAUGAAAUCUCGAUUGAUCUCAAAGGAAAGAAGCUACUAGUGAUCGGGACAGUCGACCCUGUGAGCGUCGUGAGCAAGUUGCGCAAAAAGAAUUGGUCGGCCCACAUAAUCUCGGUUGGGCCUGCCAAAGAGCCCGAGAAGAAAGAGGAGCCCAAGAAAGAAGAACCCAAGAAAGAAGGGGAGCCCAAAAAGGAGGAGCCCAAGGAAGAAGCUAAGAAAGAGGAGCCCAAAAAGGAAGAAGCUAAGAAAGAGGAACCGAAAAAGGAAGAAGCUAAGAAAACCGACGAGCCCAAAAAGGAGGAAAUGAAAAUGAAAUUCGAGCUACCACCCGAAAUGGCUAUGCUUGGUGCACCUCAAGCAUUCCCUUAUCGACCAUAUAGACCAUAUUACCCUCCGCCACCACCUAUGAACCCGUACUACCAUGUGAACCACAGCAUUGAAGAGAAUCCAAACGCUUGCACUAUUUGCUAAAUGUGAUAGAAUAUAUAUAACGGGACGAACUUAAGUCAGAAUUUUCUUGUUAUGCAUAGAAUUAUUAUGCAAAUCUUGUCCCUUGUUGUAUAUAACUUUUUUAAAUAAAAUUUUGGUGGUUAUAAUUCGGUUCCUAUGUAAAAGUGUAAUGUUCUUUACCUCCAUUAUGCUUCAAGAGAGGAUAGAUGCCUUUUGUUGAAGGCUUUGCUGGAAAGGUGUAAUUUUCCACGGCUUUAUUAUUCCUAAUGAAGACAAAAGAUUUUGAUGGCAACCAAAUGGGGUGAUGAUGUAUAUGAUUAAAUAUAUAUAUAUAUAUAUGUGUGU
Molecule: messenger RNA, 1236 nt
Organism: Striga asiatica
Lineage: Eukaryota; Viridiplantae; Streptophyta; Magnoliopsida; Lamiales; Orobanchaceae
Source: the annotation of a GenBank genome assembly